AAUAUAAUUUUCCUAAUCAGAAUUAACUUCUCUCUUUUGACUAUCAAAUAUGGCGACGACAAAUAAGUCUUUUAGGGGUAGGUUUGUUUUGCGUAUAGAAAAUGAAAGAGAAAAUGCAUGGCUCAGUAAUAUGGAUGUUCGGCUGUAAAUGAUGGCGGACUUCAUUACUGGCUGAAGAUACACCUUAAUAUUUUACUAAUUUCUUUUGUUUAAUUACUUUGGAUCAUAAAGUAGUAGGAAAAGGCAACACUCACGAAGUGAGAUGAUAUAAGAAAACCACCCAGAUGGAGGGGGAAACUUUUACCUACUACAAUUUAACCUACCCUAUUUAAUAUAACAAAACAAAUUAACAUAACCUAAGUUCAAUACAAUAUGCUUGGUUAUGGUAUGUAAAACCCCCCCCCCUGGCUUCUCCUUCUUAGGUUAAGUUUGGUUCGGUUUUUCUUUCGUUUUUCCUCUAUAGGCGCUAGUGUCGAUUUUCUUAAGAUACUUUUUGGGAAACUGACGUGUAAUCGUAUUAAUUCUUUUAAUUACCUUUUUUAUUUUAUUUUGAGAAGUGAGGAGAACUAGAGGACCUUUCAAUGUGUUAUACCUCGACCGACUAUCCAGUCUUCAAUUUUUCAUACACCAGGGUAAACUUUAGAAAGUUACCCCCGGUGGGUAGUUGUCGAAAAGAUAUUUUUUAUUGAGGACCAUAAAUAAAUCGCCUGUACGUUCAAAGGCCAGUUACGGCUAUUGUACAGACGUUUUAUUUUUGUCCUCUAAAAAAUACUAGUUUGUGUACACUACAUACUUUAACUGCAAAAUUUUACACUUCACAAUAUUUCUUUGUACUCCGUCUGUAUUUUUGAGCAGUACUGUGUAUAACAAGACUCACUGAAUCCGUAAACGGGUUAUUUUACCCUACCACAUGCAUUACCACUGCGCAUCCAUUUCACGCCAGAAAACAACCAACUUUUGUAACGCCCUAAUCCGGAUCAAUCCGGAUUAUCAUUCUGGACUAAACGAAAGUAAGCACGAGGCAGUACAACGUUGAAAUAUGCAUAUUAAGCACAGUCAUAAUCGUUUCCAUUCAAAAAAUUGAAAAUGGCUACAAAAAGAGCGCAUAAAACUCUAACACUUGCAGAAAAGUAUAACAUCUUGCAACAAUUAGAGAACGGUGUAACUGGUAGGCAGUUAGCAAAAAAAUAUGGGAUUGGUACCUCAACAAUUUCUGAUAUUAAGAAGAAUUCAGAAAAAAUAAAAAGGUAUGUCGAUAAUUCCACAUCUGAUGGACUUUUUAAAAAAAAAACAUUAAGAGAAGCGGAAUUCCCGGAAAUGGAAAAUGAACUGUGCACAUGGUUUAAAAUGCAAAGAGACAAAGAAGUAGUCAUAUCAUCCAAUUUGUUGUCUGAAAAAGCGAAAGAACUUCACGAGAAACAUUACGGAACCAAUAAGUUCAAAGCAAGCCAAGGAUGGUUAACGAACUUCAAAAAAAGACACAACAUUCGGCAAGAAAAAUUGGUCGAUGAACACUCGACAUCAGAGUCAGAGCAAUUUCUUGAGAAAUUAAGAGUCAAAAUUAAUGAAUUAAAAUUAUUACCGAGUCAGAUUUAUGUCUUAGAAGGAUCGGCAUUGUUUUGGAAAAUGCUUCCCUUCGGACCUGAAUCGAACAAGGGAAGAAUUAAGUUCUUGACGUGUACUAAUAUAGACGGUACUCAUAAGCUGAAACUUACUGUCAUUGGUAACGAUAAAUGCAAAACAUUAAAAAAUACAUUAAUUCCUAUUGAAUAUCAUACAGACGAAAACGGGAAGACGUUGUUAUCUUUACUGCAAACAUGGUUUCAUACAUCAUUCAUGGAACAAACAAAGCAUUUUUUAAUUAAGAACAAUAUAAAUAGCAUCAGGGCAAUUUUAGUGACAACAAACCCCUUCGGACAUGAAUUAGAAACAAUAAUGACCGAUAAUGACGGCAAAAUAGUAACAAUGUUUCUUCCACAAAACUUCACAGAUACAACGCAAACAUCUGACCAAAAUAUAAUUAGUUUAGUUAAAUUACUUUACCGUAAAAAUCUCUUAGUAAAUAUUUUAUCUUUUGAAGACAACGACGUUUCCCAAAACUUAAAAAAAAUUAACUUCAAAGACUGCAUGUUUCAUCUGGCCAUUGCUUGGAAUCAAAUACCUGGCGACCAUUUUUCGAAAGUCACAGGAUGACGAGC
This is a messenger RNA of Agrilus planipennis (emerald ash borer), 2198 nucleotides long. Its product is annotated as jerky protein homolog-like. The record is from RefSeq and is a predicted model, not a curated record. Gene Ontology annotation, molecular function: DNA binding. NCBI's taxonomy places the organism in Eukaryota, Metazoa, Arthropoda, Insecta, Coleoptera, Buprestidae. Gene Ontology annotation, cellular component: nucleus. Bases 1087 to 2193 code for a protein of 368 amino acids. The transcript has 2 exons.